CUCUAUUUCUUUACUCAACAAAAACUCUCUCUAGAGAUCAUAAAAUGAAUACACAUUCAUUCAUUACCUCCGCGUUCCGAUGGCCGUCAACUCGCCGGAAGGUCUAUCUCCGUCGGCGUAAGCCGCAAGUUAUACGUCUCGGCGGAAGAAACAGUGCGCCACGUGGGAGAUUCUUCUCGCUCAAGAAGGUGGUGAGGAAGAUGAGGUUAAAGUGGCUGAGACUGUACUACGUGAGGCUAGUGAAGAUGAUCAAAGGGUAUUAUCGUAACUUGGCGCAGGAGUUUGCUGACGCCGGAGCUGCAACUAUCCAGCAGCGGAUGGCGGUGGAAACGGCUGCUUUCGCCGCUCCUGGCUUGGGACUGUCUUUUUAUCCCGAGUCUAGUCAACGUUUUUUUCUUGUUUAGCUAAUUUUUAUUCAAGUUAAUUAGUAGUUUCAAAGUAAUUAAUUACCUUUGUACUGUUUUUUUUUUCAAAAUUUUCUAUUAUACUACUUUUGAAUUUCUUGUGAAAAGGUAAAAU
Eruca vesicaria subsp. sativa (arugula) is the source of this 519-nucleotide messenger RNA. NCBI's taxonomy places the organism in Eukaryota, Viridiplantae, Streptophyta, Magnoliopsida, Brassicales, Brassicaceae. The record is from the annotation of a GenBank genome assembly.